CGUCCAUAGUUGCGACCAAACAUAGCUGACGCUGAACCACCGCUCCGCGGUGGAUCCGAUUCUUCAGUCUGGUCAUGGCGGGUCCUAUGAGUCCCGAGAUCUGGGAUGAGUUGAUCCAUCUCAGGGAAGAUCGACAGAAGAUGCUGGAUGCCGUAGAGAAAGCGAAGCAAGAAGGAGACGAAGGUGGUGCAGAGUUCCAAUCCAUGCUGGCCAAUGAGAUCUCUGAAAAGAUCGAGGAGAUCGAGGGCAAGUACAGUUCCUCUCCACCGCUGCCCGGUGCCAAGGCAGUCGCCUCCAAUGGCAAUGCGCUGGUCCCGGUUCAGAGCUUCCCCCCGCGCUUCCCUGCGCCGGCAUCGAUUCCGAAGCUUCCACCGCCCCCUCCCGGCGCAAUGUUGUCCAUGCCUCCAGGCGGCCUGCCAGGUAGCAUCCCUGGUGUGGCAGGGGCAUUGGGCAUGCGACCUCCGGGCUUUAUGGGAGGCUGCGGAACCCUGGGCGUGCCGCCUGUGGUGCCGCCUGUAGUGCUGCCGGUGGCGCCCUUGCGGCCUCCGAACCUCAUCCAGCAACAGGCUAUGGAAUACGAGCAAACCAAGGCUGCCUCAACGGUUUUGGAGCCCGAGGUCGUAGAGUUGGUUCACUACUUCAAGAUCGGGGACAGGCACGCCAGGAUGCUGAAUGAGCAGCUGAAGCGGCGAAACAAUACCUACGAGGAGGACAUUGCGGCCUUGUACGAGAUCUUGAAGGGCGCGAAAAACCCGGCGGAUCUAUUGAUGGUUUCUAUCCGAUGGAUGGAACAAGGAGUCUUCAGGGGGUGCUUAACUCCAAAUCCCAAAGUGGAGAAGAUCUCCAAGAAAUACAAAUUGGAUGCGCCAUCCGCCUGCAAAUUGGCAGAGGCCCUGGAAAGCAGAAACGAUGCCGACGAGGCGUUGGACAAGAUCUGUGAACACUUGGCGGCCUCCAACAAACCCUCCUCCCUGGUGAUGAUCAUGCUGAAAGACAUCAAGAGUGGAGCUGAGAUUCAAGCUUGCACCAAACAGCCAGCCAUUGGCUCCUACAUCCACAAGAAGGAGACCGAAAAGAGCCGUGCGCGCACCUCACGCAGCCGGGAGCGUGCCGAGCGUGCCGAGCGCGCGGAGCGCGAGCGCGGCUUUCAGCCGCGCAGCAAUCGUGCUACGUUGGUGGGGUGUGGCUACAGUGGAGUGGGGCGUCUGGAACUGUCGGAACUGGAUGGAACUGGGGGAUCUGCCGUGCAGGGCAGGGAUUGGGUUGACAUGUCACCGUUGUAACCCAAGAUCCCAUGGCGAAUCAUCAUUUUCCCAUGAUGAACCAACUCCCUGCCAGAUGCACCUGGUCUCCGCAGCCGUUUUUGGCUGGGAAGUUAUGAAAAGAC
This is a messenger RNA of Cladocopium goreaui, 1387 nucleotides long. Lineage: Eukaryota; Dinophyceae; Suessiales; Symbiodiniaceae. The record is from the annotation of a GenBank genome assembly.